Messenger RNA from Dicrocoelium dendriticum, 727 nucleotides. NCBI's taxonomy places the organism in Eukaryota, Metazoa, Platyhelminthes, Trematoda, Plagiorchiida, Dicrocoeliidae. The record is from the annotation of a GenBank genome assembly.
AUGAGUUCAUAUGCGAAUAACACAAGCGAACACAAUGAAUUACCAUUUAGUGGUGUGAAUGACCUAUUUGCGCUUUUGACACAUUUCAGCUAUCCAAUGAGUCACAAUCGCGCUUCAACGCGUUGGUACGAGGCCAACGAUUCAUCCUUUCCGCUUCUAAAUGCAAUUAUUUCUAUUCCUUGGAUGAAAGAGCCUUGGUUAUUCGCAUUGGUCAGUUUCCAUACUUCCAUCCUGAUCGGAGGAAUUUGCGGAAGGAAACACCCCACAUUCCUAGCUACACUUCUGUUUGCAGUUUUGUCGGGUUGUGUUUGUUCCGCUUGGCUUAACGAAUUGGGAGCGAAGUACUGGAGAUAUUUUGCUACUGAGCAAUACUUUGACAGUCAUGGCCUUUUUCUGCUUUUAUCUUGGAGUUUACCAACUGUCCUCAACGCUAUUGUGCUCACGAUCUUGCUACUUAUUCAAGUUGGCCAUUUGCUUGUACAGAAGAAGCGACUCGAUUUGAAAAUGUGUCCACAAAAGUUGAAGACAAAUUAGCGUUAAUCGCUGACGGUUCCUUAUUUUAACAUACGUUCAGUAAUACAUUUCAUUGAAAUUUCUCCAAUGCUGUCAAUAGUUCGGCGGGUUCUCUCGCUUAUCCACUGUUUUCCAGGGUCAUUACGAUGUCUUUGGUUUUCACUUUUUGGCUUUCGUUGCACGCAAUACUGUUAUCAAUAAUGUGUUAGUGUCC